CCAGGCAAGGGCGCAGUGAAAGAUAAGUAAUAUCUGUGUUCUUUCUUGGACGUGAAUCGCGCGAUGCAAGUCGGAGAGAACCGCAAAGCUCUUUUAUGAUGUAUAUACAAGUUGUACAUACAAAUAUAGAGACUGAUAGCGCGCGAAUGCAUGUAUUAGUAAGCGGGUGAAGAGAUUCAUGCCCGCGAGUGAGAGGGAAGGAAAAUGUGGACCACUUUGACCAACGAAGUGGGGACCUGGAUUAAAAGCAAACGAGGCCAUAGACCGAGUCCCAGAGCUAUCUCGUGUCUCGAGCAGUUAACGUCAUUUUUGUACACGCUUCGGAGCAUCUCAUCCGGAUAGAGAAGAACAAAAAUUCGACAAAUCCUUACCACGGAUGUUUCGACGAGCGCGACGAUCUCUCCAACGUUCGGAAUAAAUAUACACUUGCUACAACACACGUAUAUCCGUUUGUAUAUAUGUGAUUGACACGCGCGGGGUCAAAAAGUCCCGCCGAAACACUCACCAUCGACGAUGAUGGGCUCGAAAGGGAGUUUUUUCGUGGUCCUAUUGACGAUCGCGUUUACGAUGAAGUUUUCCGUAUGCGAUACUCGUUAUUUCGUCAAGGUACCAACCAACUCGACGGAUCCGUUGAGCAGGUUUAUGGGAAUCGAUAAAUCGAGGUUCGUCGCCGAGGGAGGACGCGAGCCUUCGGUUAAUCGAGCAGACGCCAGUAAUCCUGAGAAAUCGAGGUCGUCAUUUCGUAUCGACGAUGAGACCAUGAUUCGCGAGAGCCUCAAAGCUAAUCUCGAACGUCGCAAUUCCUUCAUUGAAAGUUCAACCUUCGAUCCAGAUGUGCUGAACAAAUUUCUCGAUGACUACGCCAAUAAAAUUAAAUCUACCACCGAGAAAAAUUACAAUUUUCCAUUUCGCAUCGGCAAACCUGAUUUAGAAAAGUUGAAUGAGCAUAAAAAUGAUAAUGAGGAUGUCGUUCCGAACCUGGAACCCGAUAAAGUUUCCGAAGUUAAUAAAACCAUAGAAAAUUCGAUCAAUUCGACCCUCGAAAGUACCGACCUGAACCAACAAGACCUCAAUGACACCAUAAAAAGAAACAAAUAUUUCGGAGGAAAUGCGAAUGACGAUCGCAACGGGUGGGUAACUCUGGAAGCGAUUCCAUGGUCGAAAAGCAAAAUUUCAAAAUGGCAGGCAAGUUCGAGUUCUCAACGGCCCUGGCCAGAUAUGCAAUCGUGGGAUAAGCCGAGUAACGUCAAGCCAUGGAAUUCCGAAUUUCCUUCGAGGCCCGCUUACAUAAACAACGAACCAUGGCCAGAACCUCCGAAAGUGCAACGACCGGAUUACCAUUCGAGCAGACCGAUACCCUCGCAACCGCCGAGACCUCAAGUAUCAACGCGACCAUCGUACUUCGAUGAUCGUUUCGACCACAAUUUGAAUCAAGCUCAGAAAUGGCCACCGGAGAGGCCGCAAUCAUCGUGGGACAAAUUCCCGUCGACUGAUUCGUACAAGCCCAACUUGGAGAUAAUAACGGAUGACAGACCAUCGAACUUCCCAACGAGCUGGGACAAAUAUACGCAUUCCUCGUCCAAUAACAACAAUAAAUAUUCUUAUAACGACAGAGACAGAUUUACGAACAAUUACGACGGCAACAACAAUCAUCAUCACCAUCAACAAAAUCAUCAGCACGAAGACUCGAAUCACGAUUGGAGAGAGCCCUUAAACAAUUACCCAUCAAAGUUCGAGCUUUACAAGGACAAGCCAUCGAAUUUCGGUAGACCAACGAGCGACUAUCAGAGUAAUCGUCCACAGCAAUUAUCUCACUAUCAAUAUACCCCGGAACAUCCACCGAGUCACCCAUCGAACGGUGAAGGUCAAUGGGUUUUGUUAUCGACGAAUCGCGGCUAUUCGAAAUCCCGGCAAAGAUCGAUGAAAAUGGACAAUGAGAAAGACCAGGACGCGACGACGAUCAAUACGAAAUCUCCGGCAAGAGUCGGGGCACAGGACGACGAUGGAACCGUUGCGGUGAUGACCUCCAAACGUCAGGUACGUUUGACCGUUCUACCCUCCAUAAAUGGAACUAACACAACCACGUCACACGGCGGACUCCUCGAAGUUGAGAAAACAUUCAAGACCGUCGAUCAGAGCAGAAAGGAAUACGAAGACAGCAGAUUAACAACCGGGUUGAAACCGUUUAUUGUUAACCAUAGACCAAUCAGAAACACCGUAUCCAAUAGACCCUCGAACUCUGCGGUUUUAGCCGCUGUCGGUGCCGGUAUGUUACCGGCAACCAUGGCUGUCAUGAUACCCAUGAUGCUCGGUCGAAAAAAACGCUCCUCAUCUCAACUCCCCGUUUUUUAUCAUCCCUCGAAUACUCCGAGCUUCAAUUAUCAUGAGAAAUUUGUGAGGAAUUGAGAACGAUCCUGAAGCAAAAAAUCCGCGAUUCUAAAUCUUCCUCGAUGCUCCCUCGACGUUGAAACGUAACCAGCUGUUUUGUUGUUUCGUUUUCAACGUUCAAUCGUUCUUUGUUUUCUUUUUUUUUUCUAUGAACGUUGCAAUUUCGCACAGUAGAUUUAAAUAUUUAUUUAUUCGUUAAUGUCUUACUUUUGUAUUUAUGUAUCGUUAAGGUUAUUUAUUUCUUUGAACGCGCCGACUCAUCGAACCUGCUCCCCGUAAUUGUAGAAUUCCGAAAGGAAACAUUUGUUUUUUGGAUUUUUGAAAAUAAAAAACGUAAAAUUUGUUCGUUCGAAAAAAUUGAUUGCAAUAAAAUUGGAAUGAUUAUUAUCAACGUCGUGAAAUAUUCUUCAAAGUACGAAACUAUAUGCCAUCAAAUUAUUUAGGGUUUUAUGAAAAAUACUCCGUUUAUAAUUGUACAACAAUUCGAAUGUUUUAUUUACAGCAUACAGUAUUCGAUCGUUUAGAUUACAUUUAUUCAUGUAUUUAAACUUAUUUGACAAAUGUCAUUGAUUUGUUAUCGUUGAACUUUACAAAUAAUAAAUUAUACUACGAAAUUCGUCAUCACGAAUCCCACACCGGAUUAGAACGAAAAAACACGUUGAAGGUAAGGUGUGAUUUCAUUUCGACGUUCUUCCGUCAGCACCGAUUGCGAACAAUCCCGAACCUCAUCCUCGUUUUUUCUUCUCAAGUAGAAUAAGUUUGAUUCGAUGAGAAUUUUGAUCCGCGGUCAGAAAAACUACGGAGAAAUACUGAUAAUUUUAUGGAUUGUAAAAACGACUGACAAGAAUAAAGUAUGGAGUUUCCGCAGA
Venturia canescens is the source of this 3257-nucleotide messenger RNA. RefSeq names its product GATA zinc finger domain-containing protein 14-like. The coding region runs from base 514 to 2406 and encodes 630 amino acids. The transcript has 5 exons. NCBI's taxonomy places the organism in Eukaryota, Metazoa, Arthropoda, Insecta, Hymenoptera, Ichneumonidae. The record is from RefSeq and is a predicted model, not a curated record.